Zygotorulaspora mrakii is the source of this 4884-nucleotide messenger RNA. RefSeq names its product transcriptional regulator SIN3 (gene SIN3). Gene Ontology annotation, cellular component: chromatin; Sin3-type complex. NCBI's taxonomy places the organism in Eukaryota, Fungi, Ascomycota, Saccharomycetes, Saccharomycetales, Saccharomycetaceae. Gene Ontology annotation, molecular function: transcription corepressor activity. The transcript has a single exon. Gene Ontology annotation, biological process: negative regulation of transcription by RNA polymerase II. Bases 1 to 4884 code for a protein of 1627 amino acids. The record is from RefSeq and is a predicted model, not a curated record.
AUGUCUCAGUUUUGGAAUCAACACACGCCCUCAGGUAGCUCGAAUGCAGGGUCGAAGGAUUUUCAAGAUCAACCGAAUGCAAACAGAAGCGGAAUGGAUCUUUCAAACAUGGGAGUCAAACAGGCGACUGGUCAGCAGGCAGUGUUUCAGAGGCCCAAUGCUGUUUCGGGUUCUUUUGAUGUCGCAACUGCAACAGGUGGAGCAGAUGCGGCAAGUGGGCCUAACAGCAAGGGCGCUGGUGAGAAUGCUAAUAACAACAAAAGCAAUGCAAAUAUUGAUAGCUCAGAAGGUAAAAUGGCUGGUGUUGGUAACGUGGAUAUCAAGAAGGAAAGUAAGGCGCAGCAUUUCGUUUUACCAUCCAUCUCAGAUUUGAGUGGAGAAUCACGUGGUCACACAUACACUCAUGCUGGACACGGCCACAGUCAUAAUAGUCACCCUCCAUCUAAUACCACAAUGAGUGGUACCAAUAGUGCAUCUACCUCGAGUACUAGUAAUCCCAUGCUACCAAAUCAACCUCUGAGGCUUCCCUCGGUAGCGACCACUCCAUAUGGCUCGGAACAGGUUAUCAAAGGGUUGACCACUAAUGAUGCUCAAGUUUCUCAUGAUUCGAAUGGAAAUACUAGUGAAUUUAGUAAAAGCAACAAACCCAAGCAUAAUAUCAGUACCGGUAGCACCAACGAUGAAAUGAAGAGUUCUGGUAGAAAGAGUACAUCUGGCUUUUCUGUGGCAAGUUUUGAUAAUCCCCUUCCUCCUGUAAAACAGCAGGAUCCAACCCCACAAUAUCAGGUGUUGCCGCAACAGCAACAACAGCAACAACAGCAACAGCAGCAACAGCAACAGCAACAGCAACAGCAGCAGCAACAGCAGCAACAGCAGCAACAGCAACAACAAGUCGCCUAUGAUUCUUAUUAUCGGCCACUCAAUGUGAAAGAUGCACUCUCAUAUUUGGAACAGGUAAAAUUUCAAUUUAGUGCUAGGCCAGAUGUCUAUAAUCAUUUUUUGGAUAUUAUGAAAGAUUUCAAGUCACAAGCUAUAGAUACCCCGGGUGUAAUCGAGAGAGUUUCAACAUUAUUUAGAGGAUUUCCGAAUUUAAUUCAAGGCUUUAAUACAUUCUUACCUCAAGGAUAUAGAAUUGAAUGUUCAGCUAACCCUGAUGAACCUAUUAGAGUAACGACGCCUAUGGGCUCUUCAAUUGUAGCUGGUACUACAGACUCGACACUCACUUUUCAAAAUCAAACACAAAGGCCAAACUUACAGCAAGAUAGUUCGGUGCUUCUUCAACCAGAUCUAUCUGAACAAGGUAGUCAGCAAGCUAACUUGUCUCAUAAUUCUGUUGGUAUACCCGAUGAUUCUGCUCAACCUCAGGUCCGGUCGCAACUUCCACACGAUUACCAAGGCCAUUUACAACCUCAAUCUCAACCGCAAUCUCCAGCUCAUCCUCCAACCCAGGCUCCGGUUACAAGUCAGGUACAAGGCCAACUUUUAUUUACCGAUCAGCAACAGUUUACAGACACAAAUAAGAAAGCUGCAGAUGUGGAAUUUAGUCAAGCCAUAAGUUAUGUCAAUAAGAUUAAGAAUAGGUUUGCAGAUCAACCUGAUAUCUAUAAGCAUUUCUUAGAAAUAUUGCAAAUAUAUCAAAGAGAGCAAAAGCCAAUAAACGAAGUUUAUGCUCAAGUUACUGUUUUGUUUCAAAAUGCACCCGACUUGCUUGAUGACUUCAAGAAGUUUUUGCCAGAUUCAUCCGCUACGGUUCCAUCUCAGCAAUCGGCCACUCAACAACCAUUGCAUGCAUUCGGUAUGGGUAAUUUUUACGGAGAUAAUGAGACGGGUGCUCAACAGAACUUGCCACCAUUAGGAAACUUUUCGCCUCCGACAAAUGGUGGCCCAGUCCGCCCAUAUUAUGCUGAACCAGCCUCGCAGGCAGUGGGGUUGCCACCGGUCCCCCGACCGGACAAUCAUAUGGAGCAGAACAUGCAUCCACAUGUAAGCACUCAAGGAAUUUCGAACGAUGGAAUCCCAAUCUCAGAUUUGAGAUCUCCGAUUACACAGAAUGGUAUUGAAAUCUCACAGUAUCAACAACAGCAGCAGCAUGUACCGACAAGCGAAGAAGGUCAAUACUUCGAAAGUGCUGUUAGGCCCGAAAUUGAUUUAGAUCCAAGCAUAGUCCCAGUCAUUCCUGAACCUACCGAACCUAUUGAAGACAGCCUUUCUUUAAUCGAAGAAACUAACUUUUUUGACAAGGCAAAAAAAUUCAUCGGCAAUAAACAAAUUUACACAGAGUUUUUGAAAAUUCUAAAUCUCUUUUCACAAGAUCUUUUGGAAGUCGGCGAGCUCGUAUCGAAGGUUGAACACUAUUUGGGUGCGAAUAAGGAGCUUUUUUCUUGGUUCAAGAAUUUUGUUGGUUUCCAAGAUAAACCUAAACAUAUUGAAAAUAUUGUACAUGAAAAGCAUAGGUUAGAUCUUGAUUUAUGUGAGGCAUGUGGCCCUAGCUACAAAAAACUACCUAAGGCAGACACCUUUAUGCCUUGCUCGGGCAGAGAUGAAAUGUGUUGGGAGGUGCUGAAUGACGAGUGGGUAGGCCAUCCUGUCUGGGCUUCUGAAGAUUCAGGGUUCAUUGCACAUCGUAAAAAUCAGUAUGAGGAGACUUUGUUCAAGAUUGAAGAAGAAAGACACGAAUACGAUUUUUAUAUUGAAUCAAACUUAAGGACCAUACAAACAUUGGAAACUAUAGCCAGUAAGAUAGCUAACAUGACCGAAGAGGAGAAAGCUAAUUUCAAGCUCCCUCCUGGAUUGGGACAUACAUCACUCACAAUUUAUAAAAAAAUUAUCAGAAAAAUUUACGACAAAGAGAAGGGUUUUGAAAUCAUUGAUGCUUUGCAUGAGUAUCCUGCCGUUGCUGUACCUGUCGUUUUAAAGAGAUUGAAGCAGAAGGAUGAGGAAUGGAGAAGAGCUCAAAGAGAAUGGAACAAAGUAUGGAGGGAGUUGGAACAAAAAGUAUAUUUCAAAUCCCUCGAUCAUCUGGGAUUGACAUUCAAGCAGGCAGAUAAGAAGUUAUUGACCACAAAGCAAUUAAUUUCUGAGAUAAGCAGUAUUAAGGUUGACCAGACAAAUAAGAGAAUGCAUUGGCUGACACCAAAACCAAAAAGUCAGUUAUCGUAUAAUCUUCCAGAUAAGCAGGUGCUUUACGACAUUCUGGCAUUGGCAGAAAUUUUCAUAAAUCAUAGUGCUACUUAUUCAAAUCCUGAUAAAGAGAGACUGAAGGAUUUGCUGAAGAUCUUCAUUUCUCUUUUCUUUUCUAUUCCUCUGCAUGAUAUUUUUUCUGCUCUAGAGGCAAAGACGGAUUCUUCUGAAGGGAAUGGAAAGUCUGCAUCAGUCAAUGGUAGUGAUGAAGUUUCUAAAAAAAGGCCUCGGGAAAUUGAAAUCCCUCUGAAGGACGUCCUUCACCGGGCUAAUUACCAAAUGUUAAAGCAGCGGGCAAACGGAGGCGACGAUUACAACGACUCGCCAAUUUCUGAAGGCCAUUUAAUGGAUGACGAUGACAAGCUGGACGCAGAAGAGGAAAAUAUCAGACUAGAAGCAAAAAAGCCUUGGUUACUUGGAGAUUUAGUUGAAGAGGCAAAUGCACAAGGGAAAAUUCAAAAUCGUAAGACUUUCAACCUUUUUGCAAAUACGAACAUAUAUGUAUUUUUCCGUCAUUUAUUGACGCUCUUCGAACGGCUUUACGAAGUAAAGCAGAUUGACGACGAAGUUACCAAAGAAAUCAAUAGCAGAAAGGUUGUUCAGUUCGCAAAAGAUUUGAACUUAAUUUCCCAACAAUUGAAAGAUAUGGGUUUAGACUUCAAUGGCGCAGAUGCCUACGAGCAAUUGGUUCACUUAUGUGAACGCUUAAUUGAAGGUGAUAUUGAGCAUCAAUGGUUUGAAGAAAGCUUACGUCAAGCAUAUAAUAAUAGGGCAUUCAAAAUAUACACCAUAGACAAAGUUAUUCAAGCCUUGGUGAAACAUGCACAUACGAUAAUGACCGACUCAAAGAGUUCCGAGAUAAUGAUGUUGUUCGAAAAAGACAGAUCACAAAUGGAUACCACUGCAAAGAAUCAGAUAUUGUAUCGUCUGCAAGUACGCUCUUAUAUGUCACCUACAGAAAACAUGUUUCGCAUUGAAUUCAACCGCCAAAAGAAUAACGUCUGUAUUCAAUACAUAGCUGUUGACGAUUUGACUUUAGCGGAACCAAAGUCAUUAGAAGAUAAGUGGAAGUAUUAUGUCACUUCUUAUGCUUUAUCUCAUCCUACUGAAGGAAUACCACAGGAAGAAUUGCAGAUUCCAUUUUUAGAAAGAGUCGUCGAAGAUGAAGGGGCAUUUGGAGAUGAUGAGGAAGACGAAGUGACAUCCUCUAAAGAAAGAUAUUCCCCAGAAGGAGUAUCAGGCUCCACCCUUAAAAUUAAAAUCAAUCCAGAAACAUAUGCUUUGGACAUUGAGCCUGGUUCUUAUGAUGUGUUUUCAAGGAAAUCGAUCAACAAAUUCACCACAAACGUGGGAGGAGAAGCAUUCAAUAAGAAAAGACAAAGAAAGCUAAAUAUUAUAAAGAGGUACUUGGAAAGCAAAAAUGGAUGGAAGAAGUCUCUAUCCAGCACAGAGGCAGAUGUUAUAAAUGAAAAAUUAUCGUAUGUCAAACGAAAUGGUACACUUAGCGGCUUCGUGCUGGAAAACAAACUUAACCCGGGUACAGAUAAGUUCGACUCGAAGCAACUAAUUGAAGAUAGAGAGCAAAUUCAGGUUAAUGGAAUUUUGGCAAAAGAUUAUAAAGGUUUGCCGGAUAGUGAAGAAAGAGGUAAUGACACAACUACUGAGGAUAUCGAUACUGAGAUGUCAACAGCACUGGCUGGUUAA